GAUGAGGAUACAUCCAGUGGUAACAAAUACAACAGAAUGGAUGAGGACAACGUGCAGGACAAGGAGCGGUUCGCAAGUAGGGAAAAUCAUUGCGAGAUCGAGCGGCGGAGGCGAAACAAAAUGACUGCCUACAUCACGGAGCUGUCGGACAUGGUGCCGACGUGCAGUGCCCUCGCCCGGAAACCUGACAAGCUGACGAUCCUGCGGAUGGCCGUGGCGCAUAUGAAGGCAUUAAGAGGAACCGGCAAUACCAACACGGAUGGGUCGUACAAACCAUCGUUUCUAACCGAUCAGGAACUGAAGCACCUGAUACUGGAAGCCGCAGAUGGAUUUCUGUUUGUGGCGGGCUGUGAUACGGGACGCAUCAUCUACGUGUCCGACUCGGUGACACCGGUGCUGAACUACUCCCAGAACGAAUGGUACAGCGGGAGCCUGUUCGACCACAUCCACCCGGACGACAUCGAGAAGGUGCGCGAACAGCUGUCCACCCAGGAGCCGGCCAACAGCGGGCGGAUACUGGACCUCAAGACCGGCACAGUCAAAAAGGAAGGCCAUCAAUCGUCGAUGAGAUUAUGUAUGGGCUCGAGACGGGGGUUCAUCUGCCGGAUGCGCAUCGGCCCGCUGACGCCGGAGUCGAUGGCGCUCGGGCACCUGAAUCGGUUGCGACGGAAAAACUCACUCGGACCCUCGAUCGACGGCCACAGUUACGCGGUGAUGCACUGUACGGGCUACAUCAAGAACUGGCCACCGACCGAUAUGUUUCCAGGGGUCACGAUCGACCGGGGGCAGGACGACGAGCUGCACAACACGCACUGCUGCCUGGUGGCGAUCGCCCGGCUGCAGAUCACCUCCUCGACCACGGCGAACGAUCUGAGCUCAAACAACCCGAACGAGUUCAUCUCGCGCCACGCGAUGUGCGGCAAGUUUACGUUCGUCGAUCAGCGCGUGAUCGGCGUGCUCGGGUACCAGCCGGUCGAUCUGCUCAACAAGAGCUGCUACGACUUCUUCCACCCGGACGACAUUGCUCACAUGAAGGAGAACUUCGAUCAAGUCGUGAAGCAGAAGGGUCAAAUGUUUUCCGUGAUGUACCGGUUCCGGGCGAAGAACAAGGAGUGGGUGUGGAUGAGAACGCAGGCGUACGCCUUCCUCAACCCGUACACCGACGACAUCGAGUACGUCGUGUGUACGAACAGCUCGGCAAAGGCGCUCCACUCGACGCACGACACGGUGACGGCAGCGGACCAGAAUGACACACCCGUCGCUUAUCCGGCACCCGGCCUGGACUACACGCUGCCGGGCCGAAGGGAACCGUCCGGUGGCGGGGCCACGAGCAAUAUCUACAAUCCUCACAAUCUGAUUUCACACUUGCCAUCGCAACCGCAGUCGGCCGGCCAGGGCGCGACGGCGGCCGCCGCUAGCAGUAUUCAACGUCCGGACAGCGCCCACAACGCGACCGUGCAAUAUAGCUACAAUCCUACACCAUCGCCAAUACAGUACGGUUCGCCGGGAACGCCAAGUGGCGGAGCGGCCGGUGCGUUAGGGCACCUUCCGAAAGCUAACAAUACCUCGCCAACGCCCGCAGCAACCGCGUGGACCUUGCGGCAGCCACAACCCGUCACCGAAGGUUACCAGUACAGUGAACUAAGUCCGAACCGAUCGCCGACCGGUCCCACGUAUACUCAGCUAAACGCGUCCGGCUCACGCCAGACGUCCACCUUCACUCCGUCAUCGCAAGCCGGACCUGGUAUCUGGAGCGGUUGGCAAUCGCAACACCACGGAACGGGUCCGGAACCGAUGCAGACCGGGGGUAACGGUGGGACGACUAAUGGUCCCGGGGCUCCCCACACGGCCGUUGGCCACGGGAGUCUGACGCAGGAAAUGUCCACCGACCAUGCACAGCACCUGCAGCAGCAACAUCCGGCCCUCCACGGGACCGCCGGCCAGAGUGGGGGAGGUGGCGGCGGUGGCGGUGGCGGUGCAGGAGGCGGAACGGGUGGGCCGCAUCAUGUGACCGCGCACCCGCAGCACCCGCACGCACACCAUCCGGUCCAGCAUCCGCACCAUCCGCACCAUCACCCGCAUCACCAUCACGCGGGCCAGAUACACCCGGGCCACCAUCCGGUGGUUGGGCAGCAUCCGGGCCAGGGGCACGAGCUAACGGACAUGUUGCAGAUGCUCGACCAGAGUGGGACCACCUCUUUCGAGGAUCUGAACAUUCACAUGUUCAACACGCCGUUCGAAUGAAACUUACUGUACUACGGCGGUUACAACAACUAUGGCCCCGCCACGACCGGCGCCGGCGGAC
This is a messenger RNA of Anopheles cruzii, 2305 nucleotides long. RefSeq names its product aryl hydrocarbon receptor nuclear translocator homolog (gene tgo). Gene Ontology annotation, molecular function: RNA polymerase II cis-regulatory region sequence-specific DNA binding; DNA-binding transcription factor activity, RNA polymerase II-specific; protein dimerization activity. The coding region runs from base 37 to 2244 and encodes 735 amino acids. Gene Ontology annotation, cellular component: transcription regulator complex; aryl hydrocarbon receptor complex; cytoplasm. Gene Ontology annotation, biological process: regulation of transcription by RNA polymerase II. The transcript is spliced from 11 exons. Lineage: Eukaryota; Metazoa; Arthropoda; Insecta; Diptera; Culicidae. The record is from RefSeq and is a predicted model, not a curated record.